Messenger RNA from Saccharomyces cerevisiae S288C, 765 nucleotides. RefSeq names its product Ncw2p (gene NCW2). Gene Ontology annotation, cellular component: plasma membrane. Lineage: Eukaryota; Fungi; Ascomycota; Saccharomycetes; Saccharomycetales; Saccharomycetaceae. Bases 1 to 765 code for a protein of 254 amino acids. The record is from RefSeq and is marked reviewed. The transcript has a single exon.
AUGAAGGCCUGUUCCAUAUUAUUUACCACCUUAAUUACUCUAGCCGCUGCUCAAAAAGACUCUGGUUCCUUAGAUGGCCAGAACUCUGAAGAUAGCUCACAAAAGGAAAGCUCAAACUCUCAAGAGAUCACACCUACCACGACAAAGGAAGCCCAAGAAAGCGCAUCAACUGUAGUUUCUACCGGAAAAAGCUUAGUACAAACUAGCAACGUCGUCAGCAACACCUAUGCUGUGGCUCCAAGUACCACCGUAGUGACGACGGAUGCACAAGGCAAAACCACGACACAGUACCUAUGGUGGGUGGCCGAAAGCAACUCUGCCGUAAGCACAACUUCAACUGCCUCUGUGCAGCCCACCGGAGAGACGUCAAGCGGAAUCACCAACUCCGCAUCCUCCUCAACGACAUCAACAUCAACGGACGGGCCAGUUACUAUAGUAACUACCACGAAUUCGUUAGGUGAGACUUACACAUCUACUGUUUGGUGGCUACCGUCCUCAGCCACAACUGACAACACGGCUUCAUCAAGUAAAUCAUCUUCGGGAUCCUCAUCAAAACCGGAAUCAAGCACCAAGGUAGUAAGCACUAUCAAAUCAACUUAUACCACUACGUCAGGUUCUACAGUAGAGACACUGACCACUACAUACAAGUCUACAGUCAACGGUAAGGUAGCGUCCGUAAUGUCCAAUUCUACCAAUGGCGCCUUUGCCGGCACUCACAUAGCUUAUGGUGCGGGUGCAUUCGCCGUUGGUGCCCUUUUGUUAUAG